Molecule: messenger RNA, 1215 nt
Organism: Thermochaetoides thermophila DSM 1495
Lineage: Eukaryota; Fungi; Ascomycota; Sordariomycetes; Sordariales; Chaetomiaceae
Product: putative mRNA splicing protein
Exons: 1
Coding region: 1-1215 (404 amino acids)
Biological process (GO): mRNA splicing, via spliceosome
Cellular component (GO): post-mRNA release spliceosomal complex; U2-type spliceosomal complex
Source: RefSeq, a predicted model, not a curated record
AUGCAGGGCUUCGGCAUGGGACGGUAUGUCCCUCCAGAGCACGAGGGAAUCGUCUCCGGAAACGCUCUGCACAAGCGACACCCGCUAGGCGCGCGCGCAUCCCGUCUCGCAUCCGAGGGCGUGCUCAUCGUGCGCUUCGAGAUGCCCUUCGCCGUGUGGUGCGCGACGUGUCCGCGCCCGACACUAAUACCGCAGGGCGUGCGGUUCAACGCGGAGAAGAAGCGCGUCGGUAACUAUCACACAACGCCCAUUUGGUCAUUCCGUAUUAAGCACGCCGACUGCGGCGGCUGGCUGGAGCUGCGGACAGAUCCCAGGCAGGGAGAUUUCGUGGUUGUGUCUGGUGGCAGGAGGAGGGACUAUGGCGCUGGUUCCGGUGAUGAUGACAGUCUGGUCAAGAUGGAUAACCUCGGCCGGGUAUUUAUGACCGAGCGGGAGCGGGCUGAGCAGCGCGAGGGCGCCUUCAGCAAACUCGAGAAGACUAUUGCCGACCGCGCGCAGUUAGAAUGCGCAAAGCAGAGGAUAAGCGAGCUUCAAGAAACUGUUACACGCCAAUGGGAAGAUCCCUAUACGCAAAACCAGCGUCUGCGGCGGGCAUUCCGAACCGAACGCCAUGGACUUGAGCGUGCUGCGGCCAAGGCAGAAGAGCUGAAGGACCGUAUGGGCCUGAGCAUCGAGCUGCUGCCAGAGACGGAAGAAGACGCACGGCGAGCGGCAUUGGUAGACUUCAGGAGUGUCCCCUCACCGCCACCGUCCUCAGAAGACGGACCCUCGGGCCCGGUGAUCGACAAGGCACUAGCGAAGCCCCUAUUUGGCGAUAGGAAGACCGCGAAGCAGGAGGACCUAAGCAAAAGUCGCAACACCGGCACCCCUGCGUUGAGCGGCGGCACUCGCAUGCUCAAAUCAGAGCUGGCUGCUGCGCGAGCUCGUGAGAACCUAGUCUCGGAGAUCGUCAGUAACACCCGUGCUUCUAAAGACCCGUUCCUCGUUUUUGAUAGCAGCAGCCGGGAGAGCACCCCUAGGACUCCAGGGGACCGGCUUCUUCCCGGACUGAAAAGAAAACGGGAAGCUACAGAAGAGCCCCUGAGCAAAUCGCCACCCCCUCCGCCUGUUCCUCCGCCUGCUCCUCCGCCUCCUCCAUCAGAUACGAUAGUCGCAAAACCAAAAGCAGUGGCUGGUACCACGGCAUUGGUGAACUACGACUCGGACUCGGAUUGA